CUCCUCGCUCUCACUCACACACACUCUCUCUCUCUCUUCCUCGCGCGCCAGAUCUCGGACUUGAGAGAUCAGAUCAUGCAACCGAUCGUCAACGGCAACGAUCUGCUCAAAACUCCGCAGAUCCUCAGAAUCUCCAUCCUCUUCCUCGCCGCCAUCGCCGCCUUCUACCUCGGCAAGCACUGGUCCGAUGGCAGCUACCCCCAGGUUAGGGUUGGGAAGUUUAGGGUUUGUGACAAGCGGAUGAGGGAGUAUAUACCGUGCUUGGAUAAUGUGGAGGCGAUCAAGAGGCUGAGGUCGACGGAGAGAGGGGAGAGGUUCGAGAGGUUUUGUCCGGAGAGGGCUUUGGAUUGCUUGGUUCCGGCGCCCAAGGAUUACAAGUCGCCGAUCCCGUGGCCGCAGAGUAGAGACGAGGUUUGGUUUAGUAAUGUACCACAUUCACGUUUGGUUGAAGAUAAAGGAGGACAGAAUUGGAUUACGCGUGUUGGAGAUAAGUUUGUAUUUCCUGGGGGUGGAACUCAGUUCAUACAUGGAGCAGAUAAAUAUCUUGAUCAGAUAGCUGAGAUGGUACCAGAUGUAGCAUUUGGUAAACAUACAAGAGUUGCACUGGAUGUUGGAUGUGGGGUAGCAAGUUUUGGUGCUUUUCUACUUUCAAGGAAUGUGGUCACCUUGUCAGUAGCUCCAAAAGAUGUACAUGAGAACCAGAUUCAGUUUGCUCUAGAGCGUGGUGUGCCUGCAAUGGUAGCAGCUUUUGCGACACAUCGGUUAUUGUAUCCAAGUCAGGCAUUUGACCUGAUUCAUUGCUCCAGGUGUCGAAUUAACUGGACCCGUGAUGAUGGAAUUCUGCUUCUUGAGGUCAAUAGAUUGCUUAGAGCUGGAGGCUACUUUGCUUGGGCUGCGCAGCCGGUUUACAAACAUGAGGAGCUUCAACAAGAAGCAUGGAAAGAAAUGGAGGACCUUACAACUCGAAUGUGUUGGGAGCUUGUGAAGAAAGAAGGAUAUAUUGCAAUGUGGAGGAAGCCUUUGAAUAAUUCAUGCUAUGUCAAUCGUGAUCCAGGAGUUCAACCUCCACUAUGCGAUGUGGAGGAUGACCCAAAUAGUGUGUGGUAUGUUAAUCUCAAACCGUGUAUCAGUCAACUUCCUGAAAAUGGCUAUGGGACAAAUCUUACGGCCUGGCCUGCUCGUUUGCAUGAGCCUCCAAAAAGGCUCCAGGAUGUGGAGAUGGAUUCUUACAUAGCUAAAAACGAGCUCUUCAAGGCAGAAGCAAGAUAUUGGAAAGACAUUGUUGAAGGUUAUAUACGUGUUUUUCGUUGGAAAACAUUAAGACUGCGGAAUAUAAUGGAUAUGAGGGCUGGAUUCGGAGGGUUUGCUGCUGCAAUUAAUGACCAGCAAAUAAAUAGCUGGGUCAUGAACGUUGUCCCUGUCAGUGGACACAACACACUGCCUGUAAUAUAUGAUCGUGGUCUUAUAGGAGUCGCACAUGACUGGUGUGAAUCAUUUGAUACAUAUCCUCGAACCUAUGACCUCCUCCAUGCAUCUGGACUCUUCUCCAGAGAGCGGAAAAGGUGCAACAUCACGUUGAUUUUGCUGGAGAUGGAUCGCAUACUAAGACCCGGCGGAUUGGCUUAUAUACGUGAUUCCAAAUCUGUACUCGAGGAGAUCAAAGAAAUCACAGAGGCCAUGGGAUGGAGAUCUGACCUUCGAGAUACAUCUGGAGGCCCAUACGCAAACAGAAAGAUUUUGACAUGCCAGAAAUAGAUGUCGAGUUGAAAUUUUCUCGGCAUGUUAUAUGAAAGGGGGAAUUAAAAUGCAUGCCAAAACUCCUCUCAAUCAUAGCUGAGAGUGGAACAGGCAUUCACAACUGGUGCUAACUGGUCUGCGAUAGCGUGUACUAUACAAAUGUUCAGCGACUGGGGCUCAACUUUUCUGAAAUACUGUUAUGAAAGUUGUAUUCUUCUCAGCAGUUCUUAUUUUUUGUACACUAAAAUAGGUGAUUAAUUGUUUCAUUAGAUUGUUCUUUUAUUUGCUUUAGGUUAAUUGUAUGUAAUUCGUCUGUAAUUGGACGAUACUUAGUAAUUUUAUGUAGUAAAUGUUUAUUUAUGCUGUUUAUUUCACCAGUCUU
This is a messenger RNA of Asparagus officinalis (garden asparagus), 2119 nucleotides long. Its product is annotated as probable methyltransferase PMT11. NCBI's taxonomy places the organism in Eukaryota, Viridiplantae, Streptophyta, Magnoliopsida, Asparagales, Asparagaceae. The coding region runs from base 76 to 1755 and encodes 559 amino acids. The record is from RefSeq and is a predicted model, not a curated record. The transcript is spliced from 10 exons. Gene Ontology annotation, molecular function: methyltransferase activity. Gene Ontology annotation, cellular component: endosome; trans-Golgi network; cytoplasm.